AUCGCCAACGGCAUCUCUGCUGGUACUGCUGGCCUCAUGGGCGUCAUCCUCCUUGCCCGUCAUGGCGACCGGACGGAGUACUAUCAGGACCCGGUGAACUAUCAGUCCCAGCAGCCCUCCCUCACGCAGCUUGGCGCGCUUGAAGUACACGAGCUCGGCACUUUCCUCCGCAACACCUACCUUGAGCCCUCUUCCCCAUCUUACAUCACCGGCAUCAGCCCCAACAUCGUCAACCCUGAUCAGCUGCUCGUAAAGGCGGACGCUGGAGGCGGGAAUGUUGGUAUGAGCUCGGCGCAUAGCCUGGCUCAGGGCCUCUAUCCCCCGUCGAAGGGUGCCCGGUAUCAGCUCGGCAAUGGGGCCAUCGUCAGCGCGUCCCUGGGUGCAGCCCAGUCUGUCCCAGUCGAACCUGUCAACCAGGAUGAGAGUCCGAUGUUCACGCCUUGGAUCGACUGUCCGUACUUCCAGUCCCACCUGAACCGAACGUACAGGUCUGCGGCUUUCAAGCAGCUUGAACGUGACGCAACGCCGUUCCUCAAUGCCGCUAAGCCCUUCGUCGGUGGUAUGAGCACGAACUUCACAAAUAUGUGGAACGUCUACGACCACAUGCACGUGCAGUCCCAAAACAACAAAGCGUACCGGAAAGCGCUUCCUCCUACAUUCCUUAAACAAGCCCGACACUUUGCGAAUUUACACCAGCGCGAGAUAUUUAAUGCCCAACCCAUCAACGCCAUCGGAGAGGUUGCUAUCCGAACUCUGCUCCCCGAGAUGAUCUGGGCCAUGACCAACAUGACCUCUGGGGCCAGCCCGACGAAGCUCGCACUCACUGUCGUAGACUACAAGCCAUUCAUCAGCUUGUUUAACGUCACGAACGCAACACUUGCCGACCCUGACGUCGCUGGUAUUCCGCAGUACGCGUCCGCGUUGGCACUUGAGCUAUACAACAAGAACGGCCAGCCCGAGCUGAGCCUCAAGUUCAAGAACGGAACCAUCAACAAGCAGUUCCGGCAGCUCAAAAUGUGGGGCGAGACCAGUGUCCCACUCACGACGUUCAUCAAGAACCUCGACUACCGCACCAUCAGCAACACGCGGGACUGGUGCUUCUCGUGCAACCAGACGAUCACCCGAGGGUGCGCGGCUAUGGACUUUACCAAGGAUCCUUUCCUGCACCCUUCAGGUGCGACCUACUAGACGCACCCUCAGUCUGGUUCCUUCCUUUUUAUCAGUCUUGGGCGUAGAGUAAUAGAGUAUAAUACCCUAAUUGCGCUAUAAUUGUGCGUCUU
Molecule: messenger RNA, 1280 nt
Organism: Coniophora puteana RWD-64-598 SS2
Lineage: Eukaryota; Fungi; Basidiomycota; Agaricomycetes; Boletales; Coniophoraceae
Product: phosphoglycerate mutase-like protein
Exons: 9
Coding region: 37-1188 (383 amino acids)
Biological process (GO): dephosphorylation
Molecular function (GO): phosphatase activity
Source: RefSeq, a predicted model, not a curated record